Molecule: messenger RNA, 6720 nt
Organism: Podarcis muralis (Common wall lizard)
Lineage: Eukaryota; Metazoa; Chordata; Lepidosauria; Squamata; Lacertidae
Source: RefSeq, a predicted model, not a curated record
AUGAAUGAUGCACAUGUGGUCUGCAGAGAGCUUGGAUGUGGACCAGCUCUGUCAGCACCAGGAAGUGCCCGUUUUGGUCAAGGCUCGGGCAGCAUCCUCCUGGACAAUGUGGAGUGCACAGGAAGCGAAUCUUCCCUGCUACAGUGUUCUCACGCAGGUUGGGGCACACAUAACUGUGGUCAUCAUGAAGAUGCCAGUGUCAUCUGCUCAGAACAUUACUUGCGGUUAGUUAAUGGAAGGAACAGAUGUGAAGGUCGCCUUGAAGUAUAUCAUGACAGAAGCUGGGGGACUGUCUGUGAUGAUAUUUGGAGCCUGAAUCAUGCACACGUUGUCUGCAGUGAGAUUGGUUGUGGACCAGCUCUUUCGGCACCAGAAAGUGCACACUUUGGUGAAGGCUCAGGCCACAUCCACCUGGACAAUGUGGAGUGCACAGGAAGGGAAUCUUCCCUGCUUCGUUGUUCUCAUACAGAUUGGGGAACACAUAACUGUAACCAUCGCGAAGAUGCCAGUGUCAUCUGCUCAGAACAUUCCUUGCGAUUAGUUAAUGGAAGAAACAGGUGUGAAGGUCGCCUUGAAGUGUAUCAUAAUAGAGACUGGGGGACUGUCUGUGAUGAUAUUUGGAGCCUGAAUCAUGCACACGUUGUCUGCAGAGAGCUUGGAUGUGGACCAGCUCAGUCAGCACCAGGAAAUGCUCGCUUUGGUCAAGGCUCAGGCCACAUCCUCCUGGACAAUGUGCAGUGCACAGGAAAUGAAUCUUCCCUGCUUCAGUGUUCUCACAGAGGUUGGGGAACACAUGACUGUGGUCAUCAGGAAGAUGCCAGUGUCAUCUGCUCAGAAACGCCCUUGCGAUUGGUUAAUGGAAGUACCAAGUGUGAAGGUCGUCUUGAAGUAUAUCACAGUAGAACCUGGGGGACUGUCUGUGAUGAUAUUUGGAACCUGAAUCAUGCACAUGUGGUCUGCAGAGAGCUUGGAUGUGGACCAGCUCUGUCAGCACCAGGAAGUGCCCAUUUUGGUCAAGGCUCAGGCAACAUCCUCUUGGACAAUGUACAGUGCAAAGGAAAUGAAACUUCCCUGCUUCAUUGUUCUUACGCAGGUUGGGGCACACAUAACUGUGGUCAUCAUGAAGAUGCCAGUGUCAUUUGCUCAGCUGCCUUGAGAUUAGUUAAUGGAGGCAACAGAUGUGAAGGUCGCCUUGAGGUAUAUCGUAAUGGCAGCUGGGGAACAGUCUGUGAUGAUCUUUGGAGCAUGAAUGAUGCACAUGUUGUCUGCAGAGAGCUUGGAUGUGGACCAGCUCAGUCAGCACCAGGAAGUGCCCAUUUUGGUCCAGGCUCAGGCAACAUCCUCCUGGACGAUGUACAGUGCACAGGAAGCGAAUCUUCCCUACUUCAGUGUUCUCACAGAGGUUGGGGAACGCAUAACUGUGGUCAUGCUGAAGAUGCCAGUGUCAUUUGCUCAGAACAUUCCUUGCGAUUAGUUAAUGGAAGAAACAGGUGUGAAGGUCGUCUUGAAGUUUAUCAUGAUAGAACCUGGGGGACUGUCUGUGAUGAUCUUUGGAGCAUGAAUGAUGCACAUGUGGUCUGCAGAGAGCUUGGAUGUGAACCAGCUCAGUCAGCACCAGGAAGUGCCCGUUUUGGUCCAGGCUCGGGCAAUAUCCUCCUGGACAAUGUGGAGUGCACAGGAAGUGAAUCUUCCCUGCUUCAAUGUUCUCACAGAGGUUGGGGAACACAUGACUGUGGUCAUCAGGAAGAUGCCAGUGUCAUCUGCUCAGGCAUAAUUUUCCCUCUCUUGCGUGCAUAUCGGGAAAAUGGGGAAGACUUGGAGUCCAAAUCCUACCUCACUCUACUCCUGACUUUCCCAAGAACACCCUCUUUCUCCAACACCAGAGCACAAACAGCAGACCUUUCUGCUGCUGGUCUAGAGAGUCAGUCAUACGAGGACCUCUCUGUCCAAAAGUCAACCUCUCCACCAGUAGAAAGUGCUCAGCAGUUGCGUUUAGUGAAUGGAUGGAACAAGUGUGUUGGGAGAGUUGAGGUCAACUACGAAGGAACUUGGGGGACUGUUUGUGAUGACAACUUUGAUAAGAAAAAUGCACAUGUAGUGUGCAGACAACUUGAUUGUGGAGAGGCAACCACGGUGUAUGGAUGGUCUUAUUUUGGCCGAGGAGCUGGACCCAUACUCCUGGACGAUGUGAACUGCACAGGAAGUGAACUCUACCUCUGGGACUGUCCUCAUGCUACAUGGUUGGUAAAUGACUGUGGGCACAAUGAAGACAUCAGUGUCGUCUGCUCAGAUGCUGGAGAUCAACCAACAGGUUACUUGCCUGUCCAGUUGGUCAGCGGAAGCUCAAGCUGUGAAGGCCGCGUUGAAGUGCUUUCUGACGGCCAAUGGGGAACAGUGUGUGAUGACACCUGGAAUCUAAGAGCUGCAACUGUUGUAUGCCAGCAACUUGGUUGCGGUGAAGCCAUCUCGGCUCUGAGAGGUGCUCCUUUUGGCCAAGGCACAGGAGAUAUUGUUCUGGACAAUGUGGAUUGUGAUGGAAAUGAGACAAGUCUGGGAGAAUGCAACCAUCAAGGAUUAUAUAAUACUAACUGUAAUCACAGCGAAGAUGCAGGUGUUAUUUGUUCAGCUCACACGUAUUCUACAACACCAGAAGGAACCACUGCAACAUUGUUGACAACAGAAGGAACCACCCAAGCAAUAAGCACAACUGAGGAAACGGUUACCCCUGAGAUGCCAACCACAACUCAAGGAGGUACACAACAGUCUGAGAAAAUUAGUCUGACCUCUGUGCAUGAGACUUCGCCAUCAGGAACAUCAGCAAAUCCUUUCUUCCUAAGACUGGUGAAUGGAGAGAACAGCUGUCAGGGUCGUGUUGAAGUCUAUCAUAAUGGGGAGUGGGGGACCAUCUGUGAUGAUGAAUGGGACAUUAAUGAUGCUCGCAUUGUCUGCAAAGAAGUUGGUUGUGGAGAAGUCAUUUCAGCUCCAACAGGUGCCGAAUUUGGUCAAGGCUCCGGCAGCAUCCUUCUGGAUGCUCUACAGUGCAGUGGGAAUGAAUCUUCUCUUAAGGACUGCCCCCAUAAGGGAUGGGGGGUCCAUGACUGCAAGCAUAAGGAAGAUGCCAGCGUCAUCUGCUCAGAACCUAUAACCACUACAGUAGAACCCAUCACAUCUGGCCCCAUAACCACCACAGAAAUACCCAUUACAUCAGGAACUCCACCACCUCCAUCUACUGAACAGAGUGUUACAACAGUGAAUACUCCUUUGGAAACAUCAGCAAGUCCUUUCUCCCUAAGACUGGUGAACGGAGAGAACAGCUGUCAGGGUCGCCUUGAAGUCCACCAUGAUGGGACCUGGGGAACUGUCUGUGAUGAUGAUUGGGACUUGAAAGAUGCUCAGGUUGUGUGCCAACAACUUGGUUGUGGAGAAGCCACUGCAGCCCUGCUAAGUGCCUACUUUGGCAAAGGCUCUGGCAGCAUCCUCCUGAAUGCUGUACAAUGCAAAGGAAAUGAAUCUUCUUUUGAGGACUGUUCUCAUAAUGGAUGGGGAGUCCAUGACUGCAAACAUAAGGAAGAUGCCAGUGUUAUCUGCUCAGGACCUCUAACUACCACAGAAACACCCAUUACAUCUGGAACUCCACCACCACAAUCUACAGAACAGAGUGUUACAACUGAGAUUUCACCAUCAGAAACAUCAGCAAGCCCUUUCUCCCUAAGACUGGUGAAUGGAGAGAACAGCUGUCAGGGUCGCCUUGAAGUCCACCAUGAUGGGACCUGGGGAACAGUCUGUGAUGACGGUUGGGACUUGAAGGAUGCUCAGGUUGUGUGCCAACAACUUGGUUGCGGAGAAGCCAUUGCAGCUCUCACAAAUGCCCACUUUGGCCACGGCUCUGGCAGCAUCCUCCUGAAUGAAGUACAUUGCGAAGGAAAUGAAUCUUCUUUUGAGUACUGCUCCCAUAAUGGAUGGGGAGUUCAUGACUGCAAACAUAAGGAAGAUGCCAGCGUUAUUUGCUCAGGACCCCUCACCACCACAGAAAUACCCAUUACAUCAGAGAAUGCUCCAUCGGGAACAUCAGCAAGUCCUUUCUCCCUAAGACUGGUGAAUGGAGAGAACAGCUGUCAGGGUCGCCUAGAAGUCUACCAUGAAGGGACCUGGGGAACUGUCUGUGAUGACGAUUGGGACUUGAAGGAUGCUCAGGUUGUGUGCCAGCAACUUGGUUGCGGAGAAGCCACUGCAGCCCCACUAAGUGCCCACUUUGAGCAAGGUUCUGGCAGCAUCCUCCUGAAUGCAGUACAUUGUGAAGGGAAUGAAUCUUCUUUUGAGGACUGUUCUCAUAAUGGAUGGGGAGUCCAUGAUUGCAAACAUAAGGAAGAUGCCAGUGUUAUCUGCUCAGGACCCAUCACCACCACUGAAACAUCCAUUACAUCUGGAACUCCACCUCCACAAUCUACAGAACAGAGGGUGACAACUGAGAAUGCACCAUUAGGAACAUCAGCAAAUCCUUUCUCCCUAAGACUGGUGAAUGGAGAGAACAGCUGUCAGGGUCGUGUUGAAGUCUAUCAUAAUGGGGAGUGGGGGACCGUCUGUGAUGAUGAAUGGGACAUUAAUGAUGCUCGCAUUGUCUGCAAAGAAGUUGGUUGUGGAGAAGUCAUUUCAGCUCCAACAGGUGCCGAAUUUGGUCAAGGCUCCGGCAGCAUCCUUCUGGAUGCUGUACAGUGCAGUGGGAAUGAAUCUUCUCUUAAGGACUGCCCCCAUAAGGGAUGGGGGGUCCAUGACUGCAAGCAUAAGGAAGAUGCCAGCGUCAUCUGUUCAGGAACUCCACCUCCACAAUCUACAGAACAGAGGGUGACAACUGAGAAUGCACCAUCAGGAACGUCAGCAAGCCCUUUCUCCCUAAGACUGGUGAACGGAGAGAACAGCUGUCAGGGUCGCCUUGAAGUCCACCAUGAUGGGACCUGGGGAACUGUCUGUGAUGAUGAUUGGGACUUGAAAGAUGCUCAGGUUGUGUGCCAACAACUUGGUUGUGGAGAAGCCACUGCAGCCCUGCUAAGUGCCUACUUUGGCAAAGGCUCUGGCAGCAUCCUCCUGAAUGCUGUACAAUGCAAAGGAAAUGAAUCUUCUUUUGAGGACUGUUCUCAUAAUGGAUGGGGAGUCCAUGACUGCAAACAUAAGGAAGAUGCCAGUGUUAUCUGCUCAGGACCUCCAGCCACCACAGAGGCACCCAUUACAUCUGGAACUCCACCACCACAGUCUACAGGACAGAGCAUUACAACUGAUGAUUCUUCUUCGGGAACAACAGCAAAUCCUUUCUCCCUAAGACUGGUGAAUGGAGAGAACAGCUGUCAGGGUCGUGUUGAAGUCUACCAUGAUGGGAGCUGGGGAACAGUCUGUGAUGAUGAUUGGGACAUGAAGGAUGCUCAGGUUGUGUGCAAAGAACUUGGUUGUGGAGAAGCCAUUUCAGCUCCACUAAGUGCCCACUUUGAGCAAGGCACUGGCAGUAUCCUCCUGGAUGCAGUACAGUGCGAAGGGAAUGAAUUUUCUCUUGAGAAAUGCUCCCAUAAGGGAUGGGGAGUCCAUGACUGCAAACAUAAGGAAGAUGCAAGUGUCAUUUGCUCUGCAUUGACACCUCUGAGUACCACUCCUGCACCUCAGCCUAGCACCAAGGCAUCCACUACUUCUGCUAACCAUCCUGCUUUGCCAGAUGGCACCGUGAGACUAGUCAACGGAAGGAACCGAUGUGAGGGACGGGUUGAAGUACUUCACAAUGGAAUUUGGGGGACAAUCUGCGACGACGAGUGGGACUUAAGCGAUGCAAGUGUUGUGUGCAGGCAGCAGAAAUGUGGGCCCGCUCGCUCAGCAACAGCUAAUGCUCUGUUUAAUGAAGGCUCAGGGCCAAUUCUUAUGGAUGAUGUCAGGUGCACUGGGAAUGAAAUCAGCUUGGGACACUGUUCCCACAGAGGCUGGGGAUUGCACAAUUGUCUCCAUAGAGAAGAUGCUGGUGUCAUUUGCUCAGUACCAACUGUGAGCACUCCUACUCCAAGAGCAUCUGUGAAACUAGUCAAUGGAAGACACAGAUGUGAAGGACGGAUUGAAGUGUUUCACAAUGGAAGGUGGGGGACGGUCUGCGAUGAUGCGUGGGACUUAAAUGAUGCGAGUGUCGUAUGCAAGCAGCUUGGAUGUGGGCCUGUUAUUGCAGCACCAGGACAGGCUCGAUUUGGUCCUGGUCCAGGCACAAUCCUCCUGGAUGAUGUCUCCUGCACUGGGAAGGAAUGGCACUUGGGCCAGUGCUCUCACAGAGGCUGGGGGGUACAUAAUUGCCUCCGCAGUGAAGAUGCUAGUGUCAUCUGCGCAGAACCAGUCCAGACCACUGCUGCUCCAACAGAAGGUGCUGUGAAACUAGUCAAUGGAAGACAUGCAUGUGAAGGGCGGGUUGAAAUCUUUCACAACGGAAGAUGGGGGACAGUCUGUGACGAUUUGUGGGGCAUGACCCACGCACAAGUUGUGUGCAGGAAGCUUGGUUGUGGAGACGCUGUCUCGGCACUCGGAAAGGCGCCAUUUGGUGAAGGCACAGGUCCAAUUCUUAUGGAUGAUGUCCGCUGCACUGGGAAUGAAGACAGCUUGAGUCAGUGCUCCCACAGAGGCUGGGGAAUACAUAAUUGUGUUCAUAGGGAAGAUGCUGCUGUCAUGUGCUCAGGUAAACUUGGGUUUCUGGAUAAUGGAUAA